UUCGUCUUGUCGAUUACCUCUUACCUUGGGCUUGAAAGCUCAAAUUUUCAUUUGCUCGUGGUAUGUCUCAGAAUAUCGUGUGGUGACAUCGUUGUACAGUUUAGUUAGAUUCGAAGCAGCAAUUGUUCAAUAGAUCGAAUUUCUUUACGCUGAAUCAGACAAAGUGAUGUCGAUGAAACGUCAAAGAUUCAACAGUACUGUUCGGUAAUCAUUACCGAAUUCUGCCAGCUGAUCCAGGAUAAAACAACGACCUUUCCGGGCCCGUCAUUCCUCCAGCAAACUCUACUGCAAUGAAGCGAAAUUAAAGAUCGACGAAGUGCAUCGGUGCAGAAAAAUCGUCAGAUUUGCAAUUGCGUCACAUGAAAACGAACGAUGAGGCGCCGUCGGACCUGGUGCCGGCCAGCACGGAUAAAGCGCACAAGGAUGAAGACAGCGUCAAGGAUGAAACUGCCGAGUCCAAUGAAAAGUCUGCCACGUACAACAACAGCAAUGCAAUAGAAAUAAAAAUAGUUCAAGAGAAAAUUGAACCAUGCUUAGAGCUUCCACCGACGCUUCAUGAACGAUUUAUGAGAAUCAAACAAAUGGUUAAGGAUGCCAUAGCCGCGCACCAUACGUUUAUGAUAUAUGGAAGAGCUCGAGUGGUUCGCGAAUGCAUGCUAAGAAGAGGAUGGUGCGAAAAGUUUUUCAGAAAAAAUACCAGUGCCGACCAGCAUUUUAACGUGGAAGCAAGUCCUGUAGUUUUAUUGGCCGGUAUCGGAGAUUUGAAGGAUCAACAAAGCGAGAGGCAAUUGAUCUCUAGAAUGCUUACAAAUCAUACCGUCGACUUUCUCUGGAACACCGGGUCCGAAUGGCCCGGUUGGCCAUCACAGGACAACAAGGCCACGAUCUUUAACAGAUAUUGCAGAGCAGGAUUCACCUCGAAGGUGGGCUUAUGUUCGAACGUUAAACAAAUGCACUGGUACUACGAGGCUGGAGUAGCGAACACCCUUUUCCCGCGUUGCUAUAAUCUCUGCCAGGGCGAUCAGAUGCACGCCUUCAUCGAAGAUUUUCGAUUCACAGCUUGCUUAAGCUUGUUGAAAUGGUUGGUUAACAAGAUCGGCAGCGAAGGCGAAAACGCUGUUCGAUCACCGACUGGCACGGUGCCUCUGAAGGCGUUAGAGUUCGCAAUUAAACGAUGCAGCGACUAUAUCAGUGCUCAGUCGCACGAGGAUAUCGACCAGGAAGUGGAAAGGGUUUGGGCGCAUCAGUGGGAUCAAUUUAUCAGCUGGUACUAUCAGAUCGUUCAUGGUCAAGCUCUCUUUGUUCGGAACAAUGUCCCGUUCCAAAAAUUCUUUCUCGCGUCGAAACAUAUCUUAAAGAAGAUGAAGAAGUAUUGGCCUCAACUUGAUAUGGACGGUGUAAUGAACGUGUGGAUCAUGAAACCGGGAAAUAAAAGUCGCGGUCGAGGGAUCGUACUUUUGAACAAGUUAGAAGACGUAAUGGCGAAAAUGAAUCCAUCGAACAAAUCUGACACUCGUUAUGUCGUACAAAAAUACAUUGAACGACCAUUGCUGAUACACAGUACUAAAUUCGACAUCAGACAGUGGUUCAUUAUCACUUGCGCUCAGCCCCUUACGCUUUGGAUAUACAAAGAGAGUUAUCUGCGGUUCUGCUCCCAAAAGUUCAGCUUGACGGACUUCCACGAAUCUAUUCAUCUGUGCAACCAUGCGAUUCAGUGCAAAUACACGAAUUGCGGCGAUAGAGAUCCCGCGUUACCAUCGGACAACAUGUGGGACGCGACGACUUUCAAGGAGUAUCUCAAGUCCCAAGGGCACGAUAAAGCGUGGGACGAGAUCAUUUAUCCGGGAAUGAAGCAAGGUCUUGUCGGUUCUCUAUUGGCUAGCCAAGAAGCUAUGGAUCGUCGCAAAAAUAGUUUCGAGCUAUACGGGGCUGAUUUCAUGGUCAUGGACGAUUUUUCUGUUUGGUUAAUCGAAAUUAAUAGUCAUCCCGACAUGAGUUACUCGAGCAGAGUCACGACACGGCUUUGUAGGCAAGUCCUAGAAGACACCAUAAAAGUGGUCGUAGAUUACCGGGAAGAGAAAGACGCGGACACGGGACAAUUCGAGUUGGCUUAUAAGCAAAGAAUGCCUAGUUGCCAACCAUAUUUAGGCGCGGCACUCUCGCUUCAAGGGACUAAAAUAACCACUUGUGGGAAGAAGCCCACAUUAAACAAUCAAGAUUCGAAAGUUAGCCUUGUUUCGAAAUCCCCUAUGACGUGUCUAAUGAAGAAGAAAUCGACUAUGCACAAUCCAAUUGGUCCGGUGAUCGUCGAUUUGAUCGAGGAGUUAGAAAUACAGCUCGAUCAAGAAUUUUACGCUUAUUACAAAGUAGAUUCGCCUAAACUGAGACAGAUAUUGCCUACUAGUGCGCCUUCGAAACCUUUGAAGCCUGUUGUUUUGAUCGAUAAGCAAGAAUCGACCGUGAAAAGUGCACCUGUGGGCGGCACAGUUGCUAAUCCGAAAACGAAAUCUCCGACGUCAGUUCAGGAGAGGAUCGGUAGUAAUCAGAAGCAUGUAGUACGUAUGUCGAGAAAACCGAACACUUAUAAUGCGACGAGUAACAAUAAAAUAGAAUCAUCACCCCCGAGACAGAUGUUGGUCUCCAAGAUUAUGGCUAUUCAGAAACAAUCCACGAAGAUGGUCCCGAAACCUGAGAAACCUUCCAAGCAAAAUGAUGAUAAGAUGAUUAAGACGGCAGUACGCGAUGCCAUUAAAAAGUAUAAAAAGAAUGCUAGCCUGUCCGCCAGUAUUCCGUUGGAAACGUCCACGUUGCCGUCUCUUGUAACAGUAACCAACACAGGAUCUAGUCAAGCAGCCACAGGAAAAAAUAAGCACCGUAACGUUCCGAAAAAGUAUACUCGCCAAAAAAAUAACAAGGUUUUGUCGGACAUUACCGACAUGUAUGCUGUCGGUUUGAGAUUAACCAAAUAAUUAUAAAAAGUUUUCGUAAUCUGCACUCAUGUCUUGCUACUUCCGACACUGUUCAUCCGCUCUUUAAACUCUAUA
Ceratina calcarata is the source of this 3044-nucleotide messenger RNA. Its product is annotated as tubulin glycylase 3A-like. Gene Ontology annotation, cellular component: axoneme; microtubule cytoskeleton. NCBI's taxonomy places the organism in Eukaryota, Metazoa, Arthropoda, Insecta, Hymenoptera, Apidae. Gene Ontology annotation, biological process: cilium assembly; protein polyglycylation; cilium movement. The record is from RefSeq and is a predicted model, not a curated record. Gene Ontology annotation, molecular function: protein-glycine ligase activity, initiating. The transcript is spliced from 14 exons. Bases 360 to 2969 code for a protein of 869 amino acids.